Molecule: messenger RNA, 147 nt
Organism: Thelazia callipaeda (thelaziosis nematode)
Lineage: Eukaryota; Metazoa; Nematoda; Chromadorea; Rhabditida; Thelaziidae
Source: the annotation of a GenBank genome assembly
AUGCAUUCAAUCGAUAGUUCUCAAGUAGACGCUCGAAAGCAUCUCCUUCGACAGACGAUAUGGAUUCCACGAGGACGAGGCGAGAAUGAUGAGCACAACAAAUCUGAGCGCAGGACAAAUACUGCCAGAGUGCCGGAAUGCGAUCCA